CAAUAGCAGCUGUGCAGUUGACAAACUUUGUCUUCCAUUUUCUUUGCUAGAAUCUCAAAAUUUUCCGACCAGACUCACUCCAUUUCCUCUUCCUCCACUCAAAAUUCGUCUCCGGCGAAAAAGAGGUGAAAGGAUCCAGAUUCUUGCUUACUUCGAUUCAACCAGCAAUGCGUGUCUUGUAAAUUAUUUGUUCUUUCUUGAUCCUAUUUUGAUCAAAAUCUUCCCCUUUUUUUGGUGGAUUUGAAUUUUUGAGUGACUAAAUACGAUACCUUAUUUCAGGAUCUAGAAAUUUUUUAGUUUUUUACAAUUUAUUUUUUUAGAAACUCAUGUGUUAGUAUAGCAAAGUUGAGUGGUUUUUAGUUUGCAAAGUUGAGUUAUUGGGCUUGUGAUCAUGGAUCACAUUAUUGGUGGAAAAUUCAAGCUUGGGAGGAAGAUUGGGAGUGGAUCUUUUGGGGAGCUUUAUUUGGGUGUUAAUGUGCAAAGUGGGGAGGAAGUGGCUGUCAAGCUGGAAUCUGUGAAGACCAAGCAUCCUCAACUUCUCUAUGAAUCAAAAUUGUAUAUGCUUCUUCAAGGAGGAACCGGGAUACCUCAUUUAAAAUGGUCUGGAGUUGAAGGUGACUACAAUGUCAUGGCUAUUGACCUUCUUGGACCAAGUCUUGAAGACUUGUUUAACUAUUGCAAUAGAAAACUCACUCUGAAAACUGUUUUGAUGCUUGCAGAUCAGCUAAUAAACAGAGUUGAGUAUAUGCAUUCCCGGGGCUUUCUGCAUCGUGAUAUAAAGCCUGACAACUUUUUAAUGGGUUUGGGUCGCAAGGCGAAUCAGGUAUACAUAAUUGAUUAUGGCCUUGCAAAAAAGUAUCGCGAUCUUCAAACACAUAAGCAUAUACCAUACAGGGAAAACAAGAAUCUUACCGGAACUGCUCGAUAUGCAAGUGUUAACACACACCUUGGAGUUGAGCAAAGCAGAAGAGAUGAUCUAGAAUCGCUUGGUUAUGUGCUAAUGUACUUUUUAAGAGGAAGUCUUCCAUGGCAAGGCCUGAGAGCUGGCACUAAAAAGCAGAAAUAUGACAAAAUAAGUGAAAAAAAGAUGCUUACUUCGAUAGAGGCCUUAUGCAAGUCACAUCCAGCAGAGUUCACGACUUACUUCCAAUAUUGCCGAUCAUUGCAGUUUGAAGAUAAACCUGAUUAUUCAUAUCUUAAGAGGCUCUUUCGGGACCUAUUCAUUAGAGAAGGUUAUCAGUUUGACUAUAUAUUUGAUUGGACUAUGUUGAAGUAUCCUCAAAUUGGAUCCAGUUCAAGAGCUCGAUUUCAACAGCCAAGUGGGAAACCAGUCUUAAACCCUGGACCAUCUGGAGAGAGAUUAGAACGGCCUUCAGUUGGAAAAGAGAUUCGGGAUAGAUUAUCAGGCGCAGUGGAGGCAUUUUCAAGAAAGAAUAGCUCUGGGCAUGGACUGCAUAAAGAUCACUCCAUGCAUAGGUCUUCAGAUGAUGUUCCAUCUUCCAAAGUUGUGCAACUGGAUUCUCACAGGGCUCGUAGUUCUUCUCAAAAUGGCAGUGCCUCAAGACGGCCUGUCGUAUCAAGCAGCAGACCAAGCUCGUCUGCUGAGCCUAACGAAAGUCGUUCCAGUCGAAUGGUCUCUAGUAGUGGUCGUCUAUCUACCACUCAGAGGGUUCAACCUGGUUCCGAGUCUAAAUCAUCAUUUGCACGUGCCGCAAGGACGAGAGGUGGUCAUGAUGAUGCACUCAGGAGCUUUGAGCUCCUGUCAAUUGGUGCAGGGAAAAGGAAAAUGUGAUUAGAAAACUGUCGUGGGUUGCAUUCCCUUUUUUUUCUUGAGACAUCCACGCCUAACACCUCUUCCAUAAGCCCUGUAUAUUUCCUUCCUAUGUUGGGUCCCUUCAAGGCUAAAAGCUAAUUGACAUUUCUCGAUGAAGCUUUGGCAGAAUCUUCUUACGCCUAUUCAGAUGUUUUUUCCACGAUUAUUUUAGCAUGGACCCAUUCAUGAAGAGUCUCUCUUUAAGAAUUUGCUGUCUUGAAAUAAAUACAUUCUCUAUAGUUUCUGUUGAAGACAAAGGAAACUGCCAAGUCUGAACAUGCUCAGCAAGUUUUGCA
Lotus japonicus is the source of this 2109-nucleotide messenger RNA. RefSeq names its product casein kinase 1-like protein 10. Lineage: Eukaryota; Viridiplantae; Streptophyta; Magnoliopsida; Fabales; Fabaceae. Gene Ontology annotation, biological process: peptidyl-serine phosphorylation; endocytosis; signal transduction. The coding region runs from base 392 to 1792 and encodes 466 amino acids. Gene Ontology annotation, molecular function: ATP binding; protein serine/threonine kinase activity. The transcript is spliced from 14 exons. The record is from RefSeq and is a predicted model, not a curated record. Gene Ontology annotation, cellular component: nucleus; cytoplasm.